Messenger RNA from Closterium sp. Naga37s-1, 1026 nucleotides. Lineage: Eukaryota; Viridiplantae; Streptophyta; Zygnematophyceae; Desmidiales; Closteriaceae. The record is from the annotation of a GenBank genome assembly.
AUGCACCGUGUAGAGAAAGGAAGGGGAUGGGGGGAAGCAGGGAAGGGGAUGGGGGGAAGCAGGGAGCGGGAUGGGGGGAAGCAGGGAGCGGGAUGGGGGGAAGCAGGGAGCGGGAUGGGGGGAAGCAGGGAAGGGGGUGGGGGGAAGCAGGGAAGGGGAUGGGGAGAAGCAGGGAAGGGGAUGGGGGGAGGCAGGGAAGGGGAUGGGGAGAAGCAGGGAGCGGGAUGGGGGGAAGCAGGGAAGGGGAUGGGGGGAAGCAGGGAAGGGGAUGGGGAGAAGCAGGGGAUGGGGGGAAGCAGGGAAGGGGAUGGGGAGAAGCAGGGAGCGGGAUGGGGGGAAGCAGGGAAGGGGGUGGGGGGAAGCAGGGAGCGGGAUGGGGGGAAGCAGGGAAGGGGAUGGGGAGAAGCAGGGAAGGGGAUGGGGGGAAGCAGGGAGGGGGAUGGGGAGAAGCAGGGAGGGGGAUGGGGGGGAGCAGGGAGCGGGAUGGGGGGAAGCAGGGAAGGGAUGGGGAGAAGCAGGGAAGGGGAUGGGGGGAAGCAGGGAGGGGGAUGGGGGGAAGCAGGGAGGGGGAUGGGGGGAAGCAGGGAAGGGGAUGGGGAGAAGCAGGGAAGGGGAUGGGGGGAAGCAGGGAUGGGGAUGGGGGGAAGCAGGGAAGGGGAUGGGGAGAAGCAGGGAAGGGGAUGGGGGGAAGCAGGGAUGGGGAUGGGGGGAAGCAGGGAAGGGGAUGGGGGGAAGCAGGGAAGGGGAUGGGGGGAAGCAGAUCGACAGGGAGAGGGAGUGAGGGGAGUACCCGCUCUCACCCUCUGUCUCUCACUCUCUUGGACACCCCCCCCCCUGUUCCCCCCCCUCCGUCCUUCCCCUGCUGUCUCUCCACCUCUGCCCUUCACCUUCUGUCUCUCACUCUCUGCCCCUCCCCCUCUAUUCCUCCCCCUCCGUCCUUCCCCUUCUGUCUCUCCCCGUCUGCCCUUCACCCUCUGUCUCUCCACCUGUGUCCUUCCCCCCGUGUCUCUCCCCCUCUGUCCUUAG